Messenger RNA from Neopsephotus bourkii (Bourke's parrot), 3125 nucleotides. RefSeq names its product sterile alpha and TIR motif containing 1 (gene SARM1). Gene Ontology annotation, cellular component: dendrite. Gene Ontology annotation, molecular function: NAD+ nucleosidase activity; protein binding; signaling adaptor activity. The coding region runs from base 39 to 2189 and encodes 716 amino acids. The record is from RefSeq and is a predicted model, not a curated record. The transcript is spliced from 9 exons. NCBI's taxonomy places the organism in Eukaryota, Metazoa, Chordata, Aves, Psittaciformes, Psittacidae. Gene Ontology annotation, biological process: signal transduction; negative regulation of MyD88-independent toll-like receptor signaling pathway; response to axon injury.
CUCUGACGGGCUGGUGACCGAGGAUGCUGUGCUAGGAGAUGCCGAUGGUGCUCACCCUGCUCGUCUCCCUCUAUAAACUGUGCCGGUUCGUCACCAUGUCGGGUGCGGAGCGGCUGGAGGUGCCGGAGUGCGUGAGCCAGGCUGGCAGCUGGGCUGGCAGCUCCAGGGACCACCGGGAGGUCUCCCCCGGGGUGAACACGGAUGUACGGGCAGCCCUGGACCGCAUCCUGCCCGCCCUGCACCGGGCCAUCACCCACACCAAGCAGGCAGCCAGCCCCGCGGAGCUGAGCAGGGCCAUUGCAGAGGUGUUCCAGCUGGUGGAGGAAGCGUGGGGGAUGCCCACACUGGGGAGGGAUGUGGCCAAAGUGCUGUGUGAUGUGAUCCGCCUGGAGGGGGGCCUGGACCUGCUGCUGAACCUGCUGUACACAGCGGAGCUGGAGACCAAGUGCCAGGCAGGAAAACUCCUGGAGCAGAUCCUGGUGGCAGAGAAUAGGGAUCGGAUUGCUCGGAUUGGUUUGGGAGUGAUUCUGAACUUAGCCAAGGAGAGGGAUGUUCCCCAGCUGGCACAGAGUGUCUCUGGUAUCCUGGAGCACAUGUUCAAACACACCGAGGAGACCUGUUUCCAGCUCAUCUCCGACGGAGGCCUGGAUGCUAUCCUGUACUGGUGCCGCUGGACGGACCCCAUCGUGCUGCGGCACUGUGCCAUGGCCUUGGCCAACUGUGCCAUGUAUGGAGGGCAGGCCAACCAGCGCCUGAUGAUCGAGAAGAGGACAGCAGAGUGGCUUUUCCCCCUGGUGUUCUCCAGAGAUGAUGAGCUGAUCCGGCUGCACGCCUGCCUGGCCAUCACAGUGCUGGCCACCAACAAGGAGAUCGAGAAGGAGGUGGAGCGGUCGGGAACGUUGGCUCUGGUGGAGCCCUUCAUUGCCUCACUGGAUCCGGAGCAAUUCGCCUCCGAGAUGCUGGGCAGCAGUGACAACAGCCAGGGGAGGACGGCAGAUGACCUGCAGAGGCUGGUACCUUUGCUGGACAGCUCGAGGAUGGAAGCACAGUGCAUCGCUGCCUUCUACCUCUGCAUGGAGGCUGCCAUCAAAACCAGGCAGAAGAAAACAAAGAUCUUCAGUGAGAUUGGGGCUACUCAGAGCCUGAAGAGGAUAGUGUGCUACUCCACCAGCAGCACUACCUCCUCCCUGGCCAAGAAGGUGCUGCGCAUGAUAGGGGAGGAGGUUCCUCGGCGCAUCCUGCCCACGGUUCCCAACUGGAAGGCCUGUGAGGUGCAGACGUGGCUGCAGCAGAUCGGAUUCAACAGUUACUGCCAGAGGUUCCUGGACCACCAGGUGGAUGGGGACAUUCUCCUGAGGCUGACAGAGCAGGAGCUGCAGAAAGAUUUGGGGAUGGACUCCAGUAUCACUCGGAAAAGGUUUUUCCGGGAGCUGACAGAGCUGAAGACCUUUGCAAACUAUUCCACGUGUGACCACAGCAACCUGGCUGACUGGCUGGGCAGCAUCGACCCCAAGUUUCGUCAGUACACCUACAACCUGCUCACAUGCGGCAUCAACCGCAACUUCCUGCACCGGGUGACAGAGCAGCAGCUGCAGGAGGACUGUCACAUCAACACCGGCUUCCACCGCGUCCGCAUCCUCACUGCUGCAAGGGAAAUGCUUCACUCCCCUAUAACGCUGCAAACAGCAUCCAACGGCACUGAUGUAUUCAUCAGCUACAGGAGGAGCACUGGGUCGCAGCUGGCCAGCCUUCUGAAGGUCCAUCUGCAGCUGCAUGGCUUCAGUGUGUUCAUCGACGUGGAGAAGCUGGAGGCAGGGAAGUUUGAGGACAAACUGAUCCAGAGUGUCAUGAGUGCCAGGAAUUUUGUGCUGGUCCUCUCACCCAACGCACUGGAUAAAUGCAUGGAAGACCCCGAGUGUAAGGACUGGGUGCACAAGGAGAUUGUGACAGCCCUGAACUCUGGAAAGAAUAUUGUACCUGUUACAGACCAUUUUGAAUGGCCAGAUCCAGAAACACUUCCCAAGGACAUGAGGGCUGUCCUGAAAUUCAAUGGUAUCAAGUGGUCCCACGAGUACCAGGAGGCCACAAUCGACAAAAUCAUCCGCUUUCUGCAGGGACGUUCCUCGCGGGACUCCUCGGCCGGGUCAGAGAACGGCCUGGACUGCUUGUCCUCCCUGGGGCAGCCCUAGAGCCAGCACAGCUGCCUCAGCCCCUCACAGACUCCCCAGCUGACCCCUUUUUAUGUGGGGCCAGAUUUAUCCCUCUGUAUUUCCCUAUCUUACUCCCCUGGCUUGAGACAAGGCCUGUGGCUCAUCACCCCCCUUCUGCCCUCCAAAUGCAAGCCCUUGGUACUAAAGGACUAGUACUCACACGGUGCCUGGUGAGCCAAGCUAAGGUGGACUCUGGAAUGGAUGAGUUGUCUUCCACAUCCUCCCUUGGGAAGGCAGGACACAUAGGCUAUACCUCCUGCAGUGCUGGGGGAGCAAGGAAAACAUGUCUGAAGAGGAAAAGAAACAUGUCCAAAGAGAAAAGGUCUUCUGAGGAACCAAAACUUGGGAAUUGGUGGGGGAUACAUCACAAGAAGACAUGCAGAAGAGCAGCUGAGAGGAAAUGGUCCCUAAGCAUCAUAUGGCCUCUGUUGUGUGCUGUGGGAAUAUCAUAGCCAGAAGCCAGGAGUAGGAAAGGGCAAAUAAAAGCUAAGCCCUAACGAAAUCCCUGUGUUUGGGAAAGAUAACACAGAGGCCUUCUCAACAGCUCAGCAGCAGCUUUCUGUUUCCCAGUAAUGUCCCUUUAUCAACUAAGCUCACUCCCCCCUUUAGGGCCUUCCACCUCUUAAUGCUGCAAAGGCACUCAGUGCUCCUAACUCUGGCAAUGGAAGUUUGGGGUUAUGACAAAUGGUUCUUUUCAGACAACAGAUCAUGUGAAGUUUCUGCAGGAUCUCUGCAAAAAGUGCUUUUGAAACAACCCCUUCCCACCAUCUGGUGCCUCAGCUUUACCACAAUAUCAGGUCUAUACUUACAGGGCAUAGGAGGCUGGAUCUCUGGACAACAUAUCCAUGUAAAUAUGGAAGAUGCUAAUUGCUGUUCUGUACUUGUGGAGUUAAACACUGGCUGUGUUUUAUUCUG